Molecule: messenger RNA, 630 nt
Organism: Funneliformis mosseae
Lineage: Eukaryota; Fungi; Glomeromycota; Glomeromycetes; Glomerales; Glomeraceae
Source: the annotation of a GenBank genome assembly
AUGAAACUCUUUAAAUAUUAUAUGAUUUUAUUGAUCAUUUCAUUGGUGACAUAUCCAAUAAAUUCACAAAAUGUUUUUACAUAUAAUGAUAUGCCAACUAUGAACGCCAGCGACAGUACUCCCAUUAUAUAUAAAAUAGCUAGUUAUGCUGAUAACAGGAUAGUUGUUCAUAUCAUUCGUCCAGAUUUAUCAUACUCUACUGAAGGAGAUAAAUUUUGGAUAGAGAAAUACUUGUCACUUCGAACGAUUUAUCCUAAUGGGACUGUUUUACCAUUAGAUAUUAAAUUGGAUAUACAAGAUUUUAAUUUUUGUAUAUAUGCCAUUAACGGAGUAUAUAUGAGUCCUAUUGAAAUUUAUCCUAUAAGAGGUCGUUUUGUGUUAGUAACUUAUAUAAAAACUACGGACUUAGAUGAUCCAUUUGCUUAUAAUGAAUUGGCAAUGAUUUUUGAUUUAAAUGGAAAGAGUUAUGGCAACAUUUCAUUUGGACUAGCAUAUGUUAAUAUUACCGAUAAUCAUUGGUUAUCUAACCGCGCUGAGAUUUUUGUGAAUUUCAAUACUGACAAAGGAUUUCUCCGUUUGGCACCAAAAACAAAUACUACUGAUUAUAUCUGGCAGCAAUACGAUGUGUAA